Molecule: messenger RNA, 6640 nt
Organism: Salmo salar (Atlantic salmon)
Lineage: Eukaryota; Metazoa; Chordata; Actinopteri; Salmoniformes; Salmonidae
Source: RefSeq, a predicted model, not a curated record
CACAAGGUCCUUUGCUGUUGUUCUGGGAUUGAUUUACACUUUUCGCACCAAAGAAUGUUAAUCUCUAGGAGACAGAACGCGUCUCCUUCCUGAGCGGUAUGACGGCUGCGUGGUCCCAUGGUGUUUAUACUUGCGUACUAUUGUUUGUACAGAUGAACAUGGUACCUUCAGGCGUUUGGAAAUUGCUCCCAAGGAUGAAUCAGACUUGUGGAGGUCUACAACGUUUUUUUCUGAGGCGUUGGCUGAUUUCUUGAUUAUCCCAUGAUGUCAAGCAAAGAGGCACUGAGUUCGAAGGUAGGCCUUGAAAUACAUCCACAGGUACACCUCCAAUUGAUUCAAAUUAUGUAAAUUAGCCUAUCAGAAGCUUCGAAAGCCAUGACAUCGUUUUCUGGAACUUUCCAAGCCGUUUAAAGGCACAGUCAACUUAGUGUAUGUAAACUUCUGACCCACUGGAAUUGUGAUAUAGUGAAAUAAUCAGUCAGUAAAACAAUUGUUGGAACAAUUACUUGUGUAAUGCACACAGUAGAUGUCCUAACCGAUUUGCUUAACAAGAAAUUUGUGGAGUGGUUGAAAAACGAGUUUUAAUGACUAGCAUUGUUUUGAGGCGUGCCUUUUAGGAGAAGUCUUCAAUGAUGAAGAUUUUGGUUCCCUUCAGACACUAUCCUGAAAUCUCCUUGUCUUUGAACCUGAGAUGUUUCACCACUAUAGAUCUGGACUGUCCAUCUGGAAAGAAAGUGCCAUUCCUAUGCGCCCUCUCCAUCUCGAUGAGUUUAGGGUCCAGUUUGAGUUGAUCUGCCAGUUGUUUCUUGGCCUUGACUUCGGUGUCAUGCCAAGUUUCAGUCUUUACGUCCUCAAUUUCAUCGAUUUUAAAAUGUUAUUGCGCCUUGAUUGGUUCUUCGUGGUAGUCAAACCAACAACCCUCUGAUUACUGGUUCUUUCUCAUUCACCUCAAGGCUGCUGCUAGCAUGGAGUCAGAUAUCUUUAGUUUGAAGGAAUGUAAGGUUAAUAAAAAUGUUCAGGUGUAAGAGAUGGAUUGCAAACUUAAAACUAACAUUGACAGCAUAAGAAUUGGAUAAAAAUUGUAUACACAUUCUGCAAAUACUCUGAUCAACUUUUCACAUUCAAAUUUAGAUAAAAAUCUUGUUAUGCAAUUCUUAUGUACAAUGUUACAGUUAUGGUGUUUUGGCAGUCUCAUCUCAGGUGUUGUAAAAUAAAUCUGAAUGUAAUGACUAGAACUUGCUUGCCUGGCUAACGCUUUGAUGCCUGGAACUCGCUUUGAUGUUGUGGGCGUGAUGCAUCGAUAAUGAAGGGGGGCUUUUACUGUUUGGUUCUCCUCUGUCUCUCCCUCACUCAAACACACAGCCACAUACAACCCCUGAAUAAUAACAAAUCCAAACAGCGAGGGGUCUCAACGUUUAAGAGGAAAAUAAUGUAUACAGGGUUUCCCAAACUCGGUCUUGUGGCACCCCCUAGGUGCACGUUUUGGUUUUUGCUUUAGCACUAUACAGCUGAUUCAAAUAACCAACUCGUCAUCAAGCUUUGAUUAUUUGAAUCAUCUGUGUAUUGCUAGGGCAAAUAACAAAACAUGCUCUAUGAGAUGGCUUGAAUAUAGAAUUACAUCUAGCUGUUUCCCGGACCAGUGGGGCACAGCUCCUCUCUCUGUGCAUGUGGUCUGCGUAUCAGCCAGGGAAGGAACUUGCAUCAAGCCAACAAAAAAAUUGGCGAGCACUAACAAUAAUGUGGAUCGCAAUUUUCGAUUUCAAAAUAAAUCUCUUGAUUUGUCAUAUCAAAAUAAAAGUCCUCAGAUGUGUAAUGCCAAAAUAAUAGUCCCUCAACUUGUCAGGUCAAAAUGUAAGUUGCACAAAAAUAUUGUUAAAAGGUCCAUGUGAAGGCCCACGUCCCCAGUACAGUCUGGAGUGCCAGAGUGUGAGUGACUGAGUCAGUGGCACUGUCCUUCAGAGGGGCAGAGUGUCAGCCUCUGUGGAUGUUGCUGCUCUGUCUAUUCCCUUUUUCGGGGUCUAACUGGCUCUCUCUGAUGCAGGGCUGACUGAGGGCCUUGGGGCCUAGAGCUGGUGCAUGGGUCACUGUCCUUCAAGGGAAAUUCCACCCUAUUUCAAAAACAAAAUCUCCAGCACUGCACCCCAACAUCUGUGAAAAUAGCAGGUUUCUAUGUUUAGUAGUCAAAAGGACACCGAUGAAUCAUCUGGUGUGCGUAAUGUGAUUUUAACCAACUAUGAGCAUGCAAAGGUUAGUAAAUGUAAAAGUAUCCUAGUGUUUUAGUUGGUAAAUAGUAAACUGUGUUUGAAUAACCUUUGCCUGCUGAUUGUUGGUUAAAAUGUGGCGGUUGCCAAUCUCUUCCCCCCCAGUGUAUGGAGGUGGGGCCCUCCAUUUCAGAUUACACUCUUGGGGGCGCCAAAGAAUGUGCUUUAUGUGCUCAGUCACGUUCUAUCUGGACCCCACAUCUGGAUAAUUAUUGCAGGACUGGGAGAUCAGGCUAUUUUCAAUCUAUAAACAAUUUCAGAGGUAUUAAUAUUGAGCAUGCAUUUGUGGCCAAAACCAAAAGCAAUGGUGAAAACUUGAUGUGUCUGAUCUGCUCUAACCUGAGUCAGUCUUCACUGAUCUUUCAGACUACAUUUACAUUUUACAUUUACGUCAUUUAGCAGACGCUCUUAUCCAGAGCGACUUACAAAUCAGUGCAUUCACCUUAUGAUAUCCAGUAGAACAACCACUUUACAAUAGUACAUCUAUAUCUUUUUUUGGGGGGGUUAGAAGGAUUACCUAAUCCUAUCCCAGGUAUUCCUUAAAGAGGUGGGGUUUCAGGUGUCUCCGGAAGGUGGUGAUUGACUCCGCUGUCCUGGCGUCGUGAGGGAGCUUGUUCCACCAUUGGGGUGCCAGAGCAGCGAACAGUUUUGACUGGGCUGAGCGGGCUGGACUACCUGGAUGCUUUCCAUGAAGCUCAACAAAGAAGUGUUACAUGUAUUUAUUGUUAUUUAACCUUUAUUUAAAUAAAUUCUUAAUGGACAUAAAACUAUACCUGGGACAUUUUGUCAGUCUUCAGAUACAAAGUAUACUAUUUAAAUUAGGCUACAAUUGUAUUCAUCCAUAUUCGAAUAGUUAUAUGAUUAUUGAAUGCUGAUAAGUGACCAGCCAGCCAGCAGUGGCUUUUGCUCUAAAACUUGGUGAAGAUGAGAAAGGAGAUCAUACUAAUGGAGUGAGGGCUUCACAGCUCCACCAGCGAGAAAAAGGCUCUCAUGUCUCUCGGAGCCCAUGGGAAAUUUUGUUGGAGACCCUGGAAAAUUCUCAGCGCAGAGGAUUGAUGUGCGGAAUACGCCGACCAAAGGCAAGUUUGAGAUCAAGUGUAUAUUCAGUCCACAUCAUCACAACGUUGAUACGAACACUCCCACAGAGAUUUCCUAUUUGAAAGACAGAGAUGAUGAGCAUGUAUUCGGAAGUUUCUCUGUAUUCAGACAGUGAUGUAGAGGUUGGAUGUCCACUGCUUCACUCGCCUGACAGUCUUAGUGAUACCCAACAAAAAGAAAAUAGCAUGAAAGUUAACUUUAUGCAAUUUAUUCUAAUAUCAAAAUCUGCUUGACAACUGUGAAUGACCAGUCACUGCACAAUUUGUCAAGCCUACAGUAGUCCAUGAAAUGUCAGUCAAAUAAUUAAAUAGUUGUAAGAUAAUACAACAUAUAUUGAAAAGUACUGAGAAGUCAAGAUGACAUUUUAAUGUAAAAUGUAUUACUUCUGAUAAGCCUAUGACAAUUGAUAAUUUACCUACUCUGAAUUAGCUAAUGAUUAUUAAAACAAAUUUCCAGCAUAUCCACAAGCUGAUAAUCAAGCACUUCUAUAAUUUUGCUUUAAGGGUUUUCAGACCACAACUCUCCAAACACUAGCUAAUCUUCCCUGUCGAGUUUGAGCAUGAACGGUCAUUCAAUUGGAAGCUGCUCGAGCGCAGAUCAAGUGAGAAGAUGUCGGACUGCUUUCACAAGGGAACAGAUAGGAAUACUGGAAAAAGAGUUCUACACGGAAAAGUAUGUCUCAAGACCAAGGAGGUGUGAACUGGCCGCAUCUCUGAAUCUACCUGAAACAACAAUUAAGGUUUGGUUCCAGAACAGAUGGAUGAAAGAUAAACGACAGCGUCUAGCGAUGUCUUGGCCUCACGUGGCGGAUCCUAGCUUUUACACCUACGUGACGCACGCAGCAACCACCGGUGACCUAUCUUACCCCUUCCACUCUCACCUGCCCCUGCCAUAUUACCCACACAUAUGCAUCACAGUGGCUGCUACAGGUGCCUCAUCGUCACCUUUCCCAACAUCAAUACGUCCUCUUAACACUUUCCGUGCGCUCUCGCGCCCGUACUCACGACAGGAGCUGCUCUGUAACUUUCGGCACCCAGGUCUCUACCAGUCUCCAACCGGCCUCGCCAGUUCCGCGGCAGCAGCAACAUCAGCAUCAGUGGUCGCAGUAGUUAGUGCGCCAUCGAGCCAUGGACUGUGCUCGUGCCUCAGCUGCCACAAUAAUAGCCAGGCUUCUGUUACUGGCACCCUGGGAUCGAGGUGCAAGAGCUCAGAGUUGACAUGCUCACCAACAGGUCAAAGGUCAGAGAGUGUAUUUUUGCCAUACUCUGCCGCUGUGCUCAGUAAAAUGGCGGGGGUGUCGCCGGAUUAGCCGAUCUGGUUUAUUUGUCUCCAUUGUUUAUGUUUCUUCUACUCGAAAUAUUCAAAUGUGUGUAAUAAUCUAAUACCAUUAAAUUCAUAUAUCAUCAAUUUAGACAGGUCAAUGUCGCAAUGCUCCAAAAGUAUUGGGACAGUGACAAAUGUUUUGUUUGGUCCUAAAUGAAAAGUGAAUGAUGAGUGAGAAAGCUACAGAUGCACAAAUAUCAUACCCCUAAGAUAUGCUAACCUCUCAACAUUACAAUAACAGGGGAGGUUAUCAUUUAUUAUAUUUUUGCGUCUCUAACUUUCUCACUCAUCAUUAUUCAAUAUUCAUUCAAGAUUAUCUGUAAUCCUUAUUUACAAUAAAUGUGACUCCAAAAUGACACAAUACAUUAUUUAUCAUUAAUUUCCAUUUGCACAAAAUAAUCUGAAACCCAACCAAAACAAACAGUAAAUGCAUCCAACAAAUUUGUAGAGUCCCAAGCUAGAUGUAGUCAUUGCAUGCUAUGAAUAUGGGACCAAAUGCUUACAUUUUUACUACUUUAAUACAUAUAAGUCAAUUUGUCCCAAUACGUUUGGUCCCCAAAAACGGUGGGACUAUGUACAAAAAGUGCUGUAAAUUCAAAACGGUUCACCCAAUAUGGUUAAACAUACUCUCAAAUGAAAGCUGACAGUCUGUACUGUAACCUCAUUGUAUCAUUAUCAUGCUGGACUAUAGAUCCCAAACAACAAAACAUGUGUCACUGCCCUAAUACUUUUGGAGCUCACAGUAUUAACUUAGGGUUUUUUCUUGGUAUUCAUUUGGUAUACCAAAUAGGCUAGCUAUCCGGUGCAUUAGGCUAUAGACAUUCAGAUACCAGGUAUUAUAACACUAAACUUGUGGCUAAUUUAUUUAUACAGGCUAUAUAUUUUUUACAUAUAUUUAUUUAUUUUGUAGCCAAUUAUUUUGUUUAUUUGGCCAGAGCCAUAUUUGUGUUGUAGGCUAAUAACCAUCGGCUAUAUAUAUAUUUUUUUAAACAGUUAAAUUGACGAAUGUUGUAAUUUGACAUUUAUAUUCUAUAAUGACUUGUGGCAAACCAUUUAUUACAGUGGCCUACAGUGCCCAGCAUUUAUGUGAAAUUUGGAGCAGACAUCUGAUGGCCUGAGUUCAGACAACUGAGCCAAAAAAACAAUAUCUCCUGUAGGCCCACUUGUUCAGACUAGGACUACAUGCUUAGCCUAAUUCGAAUUUUUGCGCAAACCAACUAGCCUACAUGAUUUACGCUCAGCUUGGAGUUACGCACGUCCUAUGAAGUUAUGAUUCAACCUAAUUGAAGUAUUUUAAAAAAGUAACCACCAAAUGUGCCACCCUUUCCGACAUAAAAACGAUAAAGGGCCCAACAGAAAACAAAAUAAAUAUUCCGAUUUAAAAAUAACAUGUGGUUUGGUAACAUAUUGACUUGAAUAUGAACCAUGGGAUCAAGCCAACCUAAUGCAUUUGUAAAUCCGUUAAACUAAGCAAGAACGGUAGGCCUAUAUAAGUAUGAUGAUAGUACCUACAUUAAUGUUUAGCAGACUAUUCUGUUGCUAUGGCCUAUAUAUGAUAAUAGGUCAUAACCUCCAUGAUAUUUCACUUCACCUGGUAUCUUGAUUUUAAUUCACAAAUGCAACCCCUAUAAUAUUUUAUAUUCCAUUCACCCCGAUCCCACUCGUAAUCAACCAAGUGAAUAAAAAAGGCUAAUAUGUUAUUAUCAUAAAUAUUGUACAAUAGCACAAUUAAGAUUCCAAACAAACUGGCAAGCAAGAAACACCAAAUGCCAAAGGAACCACAAACUUUUAAAAAGGAAAUAAUAAACUAACAUAUUCAUCAAUUGAACUGUUCAGUUUGACAUGUAUGUAUUGCAAAAUAUGUAUGUGCAAUAUUUUCUGUGUAUAAUGUGAAAUAUCAAUGUAGGCCAAUAUUACACUUAACUUUGUUCAUGUUUUAAUAAAUUGUUGCAUAAUGA